Molecule: messenger RNA, 4191 nt
Organism: Felis catus (domestic cat)
Lineage: Eukaryota; Metazoa; Chordata; Mammalia; Carnivora; Felidae
Gene: RBFOX1
Product: RNA binding fox-1 homolog 1
Exons: 13
Coding region: 229-1485 (418 amino acids)
Biological process (GO): regulation of alternative mRNA splicing, via spliceosome; nervous system development
Cellular component (GO): nucleus; cytoplasm
Molecular function (GO): mRNA binding
Source: RefSeq, a predicted model, not a curated record
CUGCAGCUGCUGUGUCUCUUCGGCGUCUGGGAAGAAAACUUUCACAUUAAGAGUUGCUGAUGCGGAUUUUCUUUCUUUCCCCCUCUCGGCGUUGAUGAGUGCCUGGCUCGUGACAGAAGCGAUUUGGCUCUCGGCUUUGUAGUUCCGAAGAAGUUGGGUCUGUAGAUUUUCCCCUAACUCUCCACUGAUGUGUUGAGCUUCAGAGGGAAUAAUACCUUCACGUAAAGCAUGUUGCCUUCUCAAGGAGUACUCCUGCAUCCCUAUGGCGUGCCUAUGAUUGUUCCUGCAGCCCCCUACUUUCCCGGACUGAUCCAGGGUAAUCAGGAAGCAGCAGCUGCCCCGGACACCAUGGCUCAGCCUUACGCUUCGGCCCAGUUUGCUCCCCCCCAGAACGGCAUCCCCGCGGAAUACACGGCCCCUCAUCCCCACCCCGCACCAGAGUACACGGGCCAGACCACCGUACCGGAGCACACGUUAAACCUGUAUCCUCCCGCCCAGACGCACUCCGAGCAGAGCGCAGCGGACACGAGCGCGCAGACCGUGUCCGGCACUGCCACACAGACAGAUGACGCAGCACCGACGGAUGGCCAGCCCCAGACACAACCUUCUGAAAACUCAGAAAACAAGUCCCAGCCCAAACGGCUGCAUGUCUCCAACAUCCCCUUCCGGUUCCGAGAUCCGGACCUCCGACAAAUGUUUGGCCAAUUUGGUAAAAUCUUAGAUGUUGAAAUUAUUUUUAAUGAGCGAGGCUCAAAGGGAUUUGGUUUCGUAACUUUCGAAAAUAGUGCCGAUGCGGACAGGGCGAGGGAGAAAUUACACGGCACCGUGGUAGAGGGCCGUAAAAUCGAGGUAAAUAAUGCCACAGCACGUGUAAUGACAAAUAAAAAGACUGUCAACCCUUAUACAAAUGGCUGGAAAUUGAAUCCAGUUGUGGGUGCGGUGUACAGCCCCGAAUUCUAUGCAGGUACGGUGCUGUUGUGCCAGGCAAACCAGGAGGGAUCUUCCAUGUACAGUGCCCCCAGUUCACUUGUAUAUACUUCCGCAAUGCCCGGCUUCCCGUAUCCAGCCGCCACCGCCGCGGCCGCCUACCGAGGGGCGCACCUGCGAGGCCGCGGCCGCACCGUGUACAACACCUUCCGGGCCGCCGCGCCCCCGCCCCCGAUCCCGGCCUACGGCGGAGUAGUGUAUCAAGAGCCUGUGUAUGGCAAUAAAUUGCUGCAGGGUGGUUACGCUGCAUACCGCUACGCCCAGCCUACCCCUGCCACUGCCGCUGCCUACAGUGACAGUUACGGACGAGUUUAUGCUGCCGACCCCUACCACCACACACUUGCUCCAGCCCCCACCUACAGCGUUGGUGCCAUGAAUGCUUUUGCACCCCUGACUGAUGCCAAGACUAGGAGCCAUGCUGAUGAUGUGGGUCUCGUUCUUUCUUCAUUGCAGGCUAGUAUAUACCGAGGGGGAUACAACCGCUUUGCUCCAUACUAAAUGACAAAACCAUUAAAACCUUCCAGUGUGGGGAGAAAGGAAGCUUUCCGAGGCCUGGGUGUUGCAAUACAUGCAGUAACGCAUCAUUUUAGCAGCCCUAAAGAUUUUAAAAAAAAAAAAAAAAAAAGAGGGAAAAAAUUACAUUUUUUAUCUUAUACCUCAGAUAUUUUGUUCUGUGUAUUUUAAUAUUGUGGGUCUUUAAUUUCUGAAGGUUCCGUAGUUGGUUGCUGGCUGUAGGAGUUUUUCUGUGGUUGAAAUAGAGAGAUGCUAGCUAUGAAUUAAAACUGGAUUAGGGCCAUAUCCAGAGUGCUAUAUCAUGUAAAUGAAUUAUAUAUGCUGAAUAUCAAGCUACUGGGGUUAUCAGCCGUUUGGGAAGAGUGUAAGUGACUACAGUAGUCAUUUUUUUUUUUUUUUUUUUUUUUUUUUUUUUUUUACUGCAUCUGCAUUAUUUUAUUUUAUGAACGGGGAAGGGUGGGAGGGUCUUAGGGGAUCAGGACUGGGAUUUGGGCUAAAAGGAAAAAAAUAUAUAGUAACUGAUCAAUCUAAAUGACCCACUGCACCAACAAUCAUAUAUCAGCGGUUCUAAGUUGCUCAUUGAGUUCAAGCCAAAGGUUCUGUUAUUAAGGGGGUGCUUCUAAAAGCACUUUUUGCAUCCAAGUUGAAUGAAGCUGUACAAACCCAUCCUUUAAACCAUUCCACCCGGCAGUAUUCAGCUUCUUAACCAGCCGCUAGUUAUUUAGGCAAAAACUGCUAGUUAGGCCAUCAACAAGCAUUCUUUUUAUAUUUCUUCCAGUAUAAUAAAUUAUUGAUAUCAUUGCUGACUUUUAUAUUAUGGGAGGGAAAAAAUAACAUUAAUAAAAAGGUGAUAAAAAGCACUGUUUCUAUUUUUUUCUUUUUUUCCAAAAAAAAGAAAGUAAUAAAAACUUAAAUCCUUUGUACCAGUUAAAAAAAAAUGUAUAAAAUUUACAUCUGUGCAGUGGAGUUGUUAAGUUCUAGAAACAGUCUAUGAAGCUUUAGUUUUAGCCUAGUAAACAACUGUUAGAGACAGAUGUAUAAUUUUUAUGGAAUUACAUGAUAAUCAUAUUCGGAUUUAUAGAAGCAUUUUACAAGUAUUGCAAUCAUUGAGUAGAGAUAAUCAUGGUAUUUUCAUCAGCUUGGUACUUUUUGAAACAUGACCGUGUUGUGUGAGCAACCUGCAAUUUUUCAGUCCGUGAGAUCCUGCCCUCCUACUCUUCCUGGUCCCCAACGAUUAUCUCAAACCAGGAUCUUUAGUUCCGUCUCCAAGGCCCAGGACACUUGUCAGAAGGAAGCAAAAAAAAAAAAACCAAACAGUAGGCCCGCCCUCUUCAUCCCGGAAGAACAAAGUCCCCCCCUGUGAAGCAGGGCCAGAGUGACACAGCCGAAAAAUUGCAGUUUGUCUGUACUUCUGUUUGAACUCUUUCCAUGUUGUCCUGUUUACAAAAGUUAACCUAAGUUGGGGUAUCUGUCACGGGUCUUCCUGUUUUUUGUAUUUAAAUAAAAAACAAAAAAACCAGCGGCAAGCUGCCCGGGUAGUUGGCCGCCAUAGUUCAACCUUCACGUGUUCAGUGCCGGCCCCGUGCAGGCGCGCACUUCAGUAAGUUAUCAACUCACCGCUGUGAACCUGCCAACCCGCUGUAACAACUCUGCUUUCAAACAAAACCAAACAAAACCUUAAAAAAAAAAAAAAAAAAAAGAAAAAAAAAAAAAGAAAAAAGUAAAAAAAAAAAAAAAAAGUGUUUGUGAUCCAGCUUCCUCUCGGUCAUCCUACGUGCAUGCAGUAAGAUUGGUUGGAUAUUAAACCAUCAAUAAAGUUUCACAAGAUUUGAAAACAAAGUUUCUGUAGCUUCGAUAUCUAAGACAGAGUCUCGUUAUCUUGAAAAGAGAGAAGGGGGAGGGGGGGAACCGCUUAAGCAGCCAGAAGCAUGUAACAUAUUCUUUGCGGCAGCCUGAUUGGGGGGGGCGAGGGAGGGGCCACGGGGGUGUUUUAUAGCAUCGCAGAGACAUUCUUAUUCCCCCACCUGGAGAGCAGUGCUAGGACAGUGGGUGCCUGGUGGAUGGGGUUAAAGGAAACUGCUUAUUAAAAUGCUACGGCAUCCUGCCCCAGAGGGGAGAAAGGUGGAAGGAUCAGGGGGCCUCGGGAGUCUGCAAAGCUUUCUCCCGACUGCCUCGGAUGUCAAAAUCCAGAAUUUGCAUUGUAUUUGGAAUCACAAACAUAGAAUUCUUAACUGUGUUGGUUAAAGUAAAAUUAUUUUGCAGUUUUGAUUUCCAUCAAUGAGCUGUACUUUCCCCCAUGACUGUAUGUAGUUUUAAUAAAAUCAUUUAGAACAGUGAGUGCCAAAUGAUGUUACAGAACCUUCUGCCCAGGCACUCUGCCAAGAUGCCAAUAAGUCAUUUUAAAAAUGUAUGUCAGAGAUGUAAACAGACAUUUUGGAUUUUUUUAAACAGUAUUUAUUUGGAAUGUUUUCAUUUAUCUAAAUAACUAUUGCUAUUAUGAAUUAUGGAAAAAAAGAUUAAUAUCAUGUGUGGCAUAUAGUGACUUCUUAACACACACAUCACGCAAUCUGCAAACCCAGAAAAUGUGUAUAUCUGUCUUUAGAAAUUAGUGUUUAUAUCACUUACAGUGGUUUGUGAAUAAAGAAAAACUGGUUUGUAAUAUCAAAAAUAAAAGCUUAGUCUGAAAAGGUA